UCUCACGCCCUAUUCUCAAUAGGUCAUGGAGACUCCUCUCAGGAAAGUGAACCGUUCCUUUUGCACGGCAGAAUUUCCGGGCUUUUGCCGGCUGCUGGGACUGUAUUCCCGACUUCGACCAUCUUAAAGUCGUGAUGCUCCGCGCACCUCGUGCGAUCGUCCUAAGGUCUGUCUGGCUUAACUAUAAUAUUUCGGAGAUCCGAAUUUUCAGUAUUUCCCCCAAAGACAGUCGUUCGUCUAUACAUUAACGUUACGGCAUCUCGUCAAACCAGCCAGGGCUCACAAUGGACGAGAAAAUUGCCCCAUUGCCUGUCCUAGACGGGGAAGACGUAACAGAGGUACCUCCAAUUAACACUCUUGAGGAGACCAGAGAGCGUUGGAACGGGACCCGCAUCAAUACUUAUCGCUUUUUCGUGACCUGUUGGAGCUUCAUCAUCAUGGGCAUGAAUGACGCUGCCGUCGGUGCCCUAAUUCCUUAUAUCGAAACGUACUACAACAUCACGUAUACCGUCGUCGCCCUACUCUUCCUCUCGCCAUUCAUUGGCUACUUGGUGGCGGCCCUAUCCAACAACCUCAUACAUCACAAGCUCGGUCAGCGAGGCGUUGCAGUACUUGGCCCUAUCAGCCGCAUGAUCGGUUACAUCCCUCUUGUCUCCCAUCCGCCUUACCCAGUCCUCCCUGUCGUCCUGCUAUUCGCAGGCUUCGGAAACGGCCUCGAAGAUAGCGCCUGGAACGCAUGGGUCGGCAAUAUGCAAAACGCCAACGAGCUGCUUGGGUUUCUUCACGGUGCAUAUGGACUGGGCGCGACCAUCGGCCCUCUGGUCGCCUCCGCUAUGGUGACUAAGGGCAAGCUGCCGUGGUACUCCUUCUACUAUGUCAUGAUUGGCGUCACCGCGGUGAACUUCGUGGCCGCCAUCACGGCGUUCUGGGGCGCCACUGGCAAGAUACACAGGGAAACCCACCAGUCUUCGACGGGGGAGAAGAGGACGACAACUAUGACUGUGGUGCGUCAACCACUCACCUGGCUUCUGGCUUUGUUUCUGUUGGGCUAUGUCGGAGCAGAAGUCAGCCUGGGUGGGUGGGUUGUUACCUUCAUGCUUCGCGUAAGGCACGCUGAGCCUUUCUUGGCUGGCGUCACCGUGGUGCUGUUCUGGCUGGGACUGACGAUAGGACGAGUCAUUUUGGGCUUCAUAACGGGGCGCAUAGGAGAGAAGCGCGCGAUCGCCAUCUACCUUGUCAUCUCACUCGUUCUUGAACUGCUCUAUUGGCUCGUUCCUAAUUUUGUCGCCUCCGUCAUCUUCAUCACGUUCCUCGGCUUCUUUCUUGGCCCCCUUUUCCCCGCCGUGAUCGUUACCGCAACCAAAUUGCUCCCCAACGACUACCAUGUGGGCGUGAUUGGAUUUGCUGCGGCCUUUGGUGGCGGCGGUGCAGCGAUCUUCCCAUUUGCCAUCGGGGCCAUCGCCCAGAGCAAAGGCGUCCAGGUGCUACAGCCAAUAAUCCUGGCCCUUCUAAUAUUUCUUCUACUCUUGUGGCUUUGUGUUCCUGGGGGAUUCAAGAGAGGCGGGCUCGAGAGGGCACGAGAGAACAAAGAGGGCCUUGGUAGCGAUGUCAAGAGUCUAUUUUCUUCGAUGAAGCGAUUGCUUCGAGGCCGAGGCUAA
This is a messenger RNA of Colletotrichum scovillei, 1658 nucleotides long. RefSeq names its product major facilitator superfamily transporter. Gene Ontology annotation, biological process: transmembrane transport. Gene Ontology annotation, cellular component: membrane. Gene Ontology annotation, molecular function: transmembrane transporter activity. The transcript is spliced from 4 exons. Bases 285 to 1658 code for a protein of 457 amino acids. Lineage: Eukaryota; Fungi; Ascomycota; Sordariomycetes; Glomerellales; Glomerellaceae. The record is from RefSeq and is a predicted model, not a curated record.